Owenia fusiformis is the source of this 2075-nucleotide messenger RNA. The record is from the annotation of a GenBank genome assembly. Lineage: Eukaryota; Metazoa; Annelida; Polychaeta; Sabellida; Oweniidae.
CCAGAUAUUACUUUAUUUUGUAAAAUAUUAAAAUUUUGAAAUUUGGCGGAAGUGUUUUGAACUUCAGUGCGCAUGCGCUUCUCUUCAUUUCCGGAACAAUUUUAUUUUUCAGAAAUUUUAAGUUAGGCGCAUUCUGUUCCGUUUUGCAACCCCAAUCGAAGAUCAAUAUAGGUCUGAUUAUGUCUAGAUGUCGUCGGGCGAGUCAUGCUGGAAGUUGGUAUAGCAGAAAUGGGAGUGAGCUGAACCACCAGUUGGGGACGUGGUUGAACAAUGUCGCAGAUAUACAUGUACACAGACCUGCAAGAGCAAUAAUUGGGCCACAUGCAGGUUAUUCCUACUGUGGAGAAUGUGGCGGCUAUGCUUACAAACAAAUAGACCCAACUAAAACAAAGCGUAUAUUUAUCCUGGGACCAUCUCACCAUAUCAGUUUCCAAGGAUGUGCUCUCACUAGCCAGACACAAUAUGAGACACCACUCUAUAACCUUACAAUAGACCAACAAAUUUAUAGUGAGCUGAACAGCACAGGAGAAUUUGAAACGAUCAAUUUAGAUGUGGAUGAGGAUGAACAUAGCGUAGAAAUGCAGUUGCCAUAUAUAGCCAAGGUCAUGGAAAGUCGCCAGGGCCAGUUUACAAUAGUUCCUGUGCUGGUUGGCUCGUUGAACCCUGAGAAAGAAGCCAAAUAUGGCAGGAUUUUCAGUCAGUAUUUAGCCGACCCUGAAAACUUCUUUGUGAUCUCAUCUGACUUCUGCCAUUGGGGCCAGAGGUUCCAUUACACACCAUAUGAUAAAUCUCAAGGUGAAAUAUGGCAGUCCAUCGAGCACUUAGAUGGCAUGGCGAUGCAAGCAAUAGAAUCAAUGGACCCUACCCAAUUCUCAGAAUACCUUAGAAAAUACAAGAACACAAUAUGUGGGCGGCGACCAAUUGGCGUUUUAUUAAACGCCAUUAGUGCACUUAGACAGCAAAAUGGACAUAACUUUGAAUUAAAGUUUAUCAAGUACGCACAGUCCAGCCAUUGUAAAACUAUGCGUGACUCGUCCGUUAGUUACGCGUCUGCAGUAUUAACUCUCAAGUGACAUCUGGAGACUGGAAAUAGAACUAAAACCCACUCAAAGACAAACAAUGCAUGCUGAAUUCAUUUUUGGGAGAUUUUGUUAUAUUUUUGAAUGCAGUGUAAAGAUAAUAUCAGAAUCUCCCAGGCCUAAGUUGCAAGUUUUAGUUUGACUAGUUUCUUGUUUAAAACAUAAACUAGUAGUGGUAGAGACCUUAGAAUGAAUUAGUGGUAAUAAUAACAACUCAUGGGCAUAUUUUUUAAAUAUGCAAUGGACCAGAAAAUAACUAAUGGGCAUGUUUGAUGAUACCAUGGACCAGAAAAUGAUAUUCCAGUUAAGAAUCUGCGUAGGUUAGACGCGUAAAAGCUAGCCAAGGACAGAAGGGUAAUGUACUUGGGAUUUCCAAAGGCUGAGUUUAUUUCCCUUGGUGUAAACUCUAUCGUACAUAACAGAUACAUUUUAUACCAGCUAAGGUUUCUUUUAGUUGCAUUUUCUUCGUUGAACAUUUUGAAAUGUGUAUGAAUUACAAAGUAGGCGAUAAUGUUUAUAUGUCAAAGAGACCGAGACAAGUACAGAAAAUAUAUUAUAUAAUUAUUCCCCAGAGACUCAUAUUCCUGUAUGAUAUUUAACCUCAGUAGAUAUGGGAUACAUAGAUGUUACACCAAGGGAGGGAUUGUAUAUUGGGUUUAUCCUAAGAUUGAUAUCUUACCGAUUGUAUAUUUUGCCAAUUCUUACAACUAUGAAGUGAUACAUGAACAACAAAUUCAAUUGGGAAAAUGAGAGUGAGAAUGAUUGUAGGAAGAUAUUAUAUCAUCCUAAAGGAUAAUCCAAUAUACAGCCCUGAUCAGGGAUGAUGUUUUAUAUGCAAUGAUCACUAUGAUAUACAGAAUUAAACUUGAGGGCACUAUUUGUAUUUUCACAUGUAACCAAUGGAAUUAUAAACUAGACAACAGCAAUGCCAAUUUGUCAUCAGAAAGUAUAAUAUGCUUCUAAGUAGGCACAAAAAUUUCAACAAAAUCACCCACA